CGAGGUGGUUCUGCCCCACCAAAACAUUGUGCUUGUCAUUCUAUUAAUAUAUCAUACGUACGCCUCACCCCCAACACAAUCUGUGUACGUACCAUCUCAGCGGGUGUCUGCGUGUGAAGAUCGGGAUCCAUGGCGCUCAAGGAAGAGGAUUCAACUCUUUCUAAGCUCGAGUCAGCGUGUUCAGAUUUGAAAAUCCUGUUGCAAACGUCAGCCAAAAUGGACGAAAGCCUUGAAAACAUGGACAAAAAGCUUGACCUUGUGGAUGAAUCUCUUUCAACGGCCUCAAGAAGAGUGGCUCCUUUACAGUCCUUAGCCAUGGCCAAGAAAGCCCUCGACACGCGAAUCAACCGCGCCGUCACUCCCGCUCUUACUCUCCUCGACAGCUUCAAACUCUGCGAGUCUCUCCAGGACAACCUCCUCGAACUCUCAUCCAAUUUAUCAUCCGAAAAAACACCCAGAAAUCGGCUCAGGAAACUUCUCGAGUACGUGGACUACGUCGAUCAGCUGAAUGCCGCCAUUAACGGGAUCAGUCAAGAGGGAGAACCGGUGAUUCAGAAGCUUCAAGAAGUGGUGGAGUUCUUGAGCAGGACGAAGGCGACGGAUCAGUAUAGAACGCACCGUCUCAGACAAACUCUGGCUACUCUGAAAGCUCUCUAUGAAUCUGAGGUUGAUGCGAUGAAAUUUGAUGGGCUUCUUGAUGAGGCUCUGUUGAAUUUGCAGGACGAGUAUGAGAGUAUAUUAGAGCAGUUAAGGCAUCGGAAUAUAGGGGAAGCAGGGACAGUGACAUCUGAUCUGGGUACGGAUCUGGAGGUUGAAGUUCUUCGACGAAUUUCGGAGACUCUAGCUGCCAACGAUUGUCUCGACAUAUGUAUUGGCAUCUUUGUCAAGGUGAGAUACAGAAGGGUAGCCAAAGCACUGAUGCGGCUAAGCCCAGAUUACCUAAGAACAUACAGACCCGAAGAAAUCGACGAGAUGGAAUGGGAGAGCUUGGAGACGGCGAUAACCCUUUGGAUCCAACACUUGGAACUCGCACUCAAAACAGUGCUCGUAUCAGAAAAGAAAUUCUGCAACCAAGUUCUUGGGAAAAUCAUGGACGGACUGGUCUGGCCAGAAUGCUUUGUCAAAAUCGCCGACAAAAUCAUGGCAGUCUUCUUCCGAUUCGGAGAGGGCGUUGCCAGGAGCAGCAAAGAGCCCCACAAGCUGUUCAAGCUCUUGGACAUGUUCGACUCUUUGGAAAAACUCAAACCCGAUUUCUCAGAGACUUUCGGCGGCGAAGCCGGAGCAGAUAUCUGUACGCGGUUCCGAGAACUUACAAAGCUCCUCGUAAACUCUUCAAGCAAAGUGUUUUGGGAAUUCGGCCUCAAAAUCGAAGGCAAUUCAGAUGGUUUUCCUCCGCCACAAGACGGCUCGGUCCCCAAAGUCGUCAGAUACACCAUUAACUUCCUCAAAAACCUCGCGGCCGACAAUUACAGAGCACCCAUGGCCAUGGUUCUCCGAACAGAGCAAAUAUGGAAAGCGGGCAUUUUCUCGAAACCCGAAACGGACGAGAACUUACUCAAAGACGCCAUUUCGAACGUCAUGGACGCUCUUCAGAGAAACGUCGAAAGCAAAAGGUCGCACUACAAGGACAAAAUCCUCCCCCACAUAUUUGCCAUGAACACCUACUGGUACAUCUACAUGAGGACGAGAAACACGGAGCUAGGAGACCUUUUGGGAGAGCAAUACAUGAAAACCAAGUACAAGGCUGUCGCGGAGGAAUCAGCGUACAUGUAUCAGAAUCAAGCGUGGGGACAUCUUGUGAGGCUGCUAGACAAAGAAGACUUGAAGAGGCUGCAACGCAAGGAGGCCCUGGGAAGCAUAGUAAGAGGAAAAAUGGAGGCAUUUUUGAAGGGUUUAGACGAGAUCUCACAGAGGCACAGAGGGUCUUACAGCAUUCCUGAUUUGGAUCUGAGGGAGCAGAUUAAGCAAUCCACCAUGAAGCUUCUGGUGCCGCCUUAUUCUGAGUUCUUGAACACGUUCUCGGCUGUGUUACAGGGGAAACAGUAUGUGCAGCAAAUAGAAGGGUUGCUGGGUCAGAUUUUUGAGGGUGACGAUGUGAAACUGAAGAGGCGGUAUUCCAGAGAUCGGAUAGGCGGGGGCAAUUCAUUGACCCUUGAGGGAGAGAUCAGGGAUUUUCGACGGUCCAGAUCAAAUAUUAGCGAUAUGUGAAACCUUAGUAUUGUCGUCCGAUUGGUAUAGUAUUCUGGUCGUUGUUGGGUGAUAAUAGGUAGAGAUAUGGCGUUUUGUGUGGUAUCGACUGUAGA
This is a messenger RNA of Alnus glutinosa, 2303 nucleotides long. Its product is annotated as exocyst complex component EXO70I-like. NCBI's taxonomy places the organism in Eukaryota, Viridiplantae, Streptophyta, Magnoliopsida, Fagales, Betulaceae. Bases 130 to 2208 code for a protein of 692 amino acids. Gene Ontology annotation, cellular component: exocyst. The transcript has 2 exons. Gene Ontology annotation, molecular function: phosphatidylinositol-4,5-bisphosphate binding. Gene Ontology annotation, biological process: exocytosis. The record is from RefSeq and is a predicted model, not a curated record.